GAUUGCACAACAGAGAUGGGAUCUGACCUGUUUGGCACAAAUAUAAGGAGGAAGAAGAGACCAACAGCACCCAAGCCUUCUCACAGAGGACGCCGAGAAGAAAAGACCAAAAACUUUCAGUCACAUCAAUCUUUAAAUUGGAAAAGGAUGAAGAGUAUUGUGAUGUUUCUUGUGCUGUCCACCGUGACGGCUCAGCCGGCAGUGUCUGCUCCUUCAGAUCCUGGAUACUCUGGAAAAGAUGCUGCUCAGACUGAUGACAGUAAUAAAUUAACGAUUGCUCACAAAUACCUGGAAAAGGACCUGCAGAACCUGGACAAAAGAUUCUGGCCAGAUAUGUUUACAGUUGCUACUAAAGGCGUGGAUUUGGCCCACCAUUUGAUCCAUGGUCACAAACACUUGGACCAGCAGGAUCUGGACAAACGAUCCUGGUCGGAUAUCUUUGCAACAGCUACUAAAGGCGUGGAUUUGGCCCACCAUUUGAUCCAUGGUCACAAACACUUGGACCAGCAGGAUCUGGACAAACGAUCCUGGUCGGAUAUUUUUGCAACAGCUACUAAAGGCGUGGAUUUGGCCCACCAUUUGAUCCAUGGUAACAAACACUUGGACCAGCAGGAUAUGGACAAACGGUCCAUGUCGGAUAUCUUGGCAGCAGCUGCUAAAGCUGUGGAUUCGGCCUACGGUGUCAUCCAUGGUGGGGGGAAAGGAAGUGGUGCUGGAAAUCAAACCUGAGCCUACUCAUGUGAAGCAUAACUGAAAAUGUUUCCUUUUUUGUUAAAAACUUUCAACUUGCAUUACAUUUUCUUUUUUCAUUUAGCUGAAAAUGUUUAAAGUUGUCCAAUAAACUAGCUUUGAAGCAUUUAGAACAAGU
Oryzias latipes (Japanese medaka) is the source of this 868-nucleotide messenger RNA. RefSeq lists its product as uncharacterized. NCBI's taxonomy places the organism in Eukaryota, Metazoa, Chordata, Actinopteri, Beloniformes, Adrianichthyidae. The record is from RefSeq and is a predicted model, not a curated record.